Messenger RNA from Sycon ciliatum, 1382 nucleotides. RefSeq names its product DNA-binding protein P3A2-like. Gene Ontology annotation, biological process: regulation of transcription by RNA polymerase II. Gene Ontology annotation, molecular function: RNA polymerase II cis-regulatory region sequence-specific DNA binding; DNA-binding transcription factor activity, RNA polymerase II-specific. The transcript has a single exon. The coding region runs from base 141 to 1181 and encodes 346 amino acids. NCBI's taxonomy places the organism in Eukaryota, Metazoa, Porifera, Calcarea, Leucosolenida, Sycettidae. The record is from RefSeq and is a predicted model, not a curated record. Gene Ontology annotation, cellular component: nucleus.
UUAGCUGUUCAACUUCAAGUUUCACUCUGACUAUUAAAAGUUACAAUUGUAGUUCUUUUUCCCAAGCUAGGUUGGCCGGCCUGUCAUAGUGUAUUACUGUGGAAAGGACAACGAGUAAACUGGCGGAGUUUGUAGGCACCAUGGCCGUGGAAGGCGGCGCCAUGACUGGCAUGAGCCUUCUUCGCGAUCCCGAUUCUGAAUCGUCUGAGGAGAGUGAAAUUGACGAAGUGGAGUUGCUGACAGAGGCCAACCGCGAUGAGCUCACCAGUCAGCUUGCUUCAGCUGGGACCGUGGGAAUGGCCGCCGCCGCCGCCGUCACAACUGUCAGGAAACGGGGCCGCAGCAAGUGGGACUUUGAAACGAAUCCGGCAGUGAGAAAGAGACAACAAACGAGAUUGCUACGUCGAUUGCGUAGCACACUGGACGAAAUGCAGGCGCGUGUCGGGCAACAGUGUGUUGUGCUUGCAGCUUCUCCAGGAAAGGCGAUAAGUGCAAAUACAUUUCAGUGCUUUGGUGCCUCUCCACUGGAGAAUGUUAUUCGUAGUCACCAAGAGGGUAUCAUGAGAGAUUUAGAGAAUUCCCUGGAACGACAUGUUGCCACAGAGCAGCCACCGGACCCGGAUAAACACGAACUACCACCACUAGUUAUCGAUGGGAUCCCCACACCGCUGAACAAGAUGACACAGGCACAGUUACGCGCGUUCAUUCCGCUCAUGCUGAAGUACUCCACUGGGCGACCGAAACCUGGCUGGGGAAAGGAUGACAUGAGGCCAGUGUGGUGGCCCGAUGGUUUGCCGUGGCAAAACGUACGUGCAGACAUGCGCUCGGACAACGAAAAGCAACAGACCCAGUGGACUGAAGCCCUGCGACAGAUAGUGCGGAACUGCUAUACGCAUCACAAUCGCCUCGAUCUGCUCCUGGAGACUGCGGAAGAUCCACUGGAUCAGCUGAGAGCAGAGCACCACGGGGAACUGGAUUUGCAGCAGAUUCCAGGACUUCCGGAACAGACUCAGGUCAUACUAGACUUAGCACAGCAUCCCCAACUGAUCCAACACAUUCAGGCAGCCGAUGGUACUGCCAUGUUGCUUCCACAGUACCUGGAUGGCGGUCAGAUGGUGAUCAGCCUGGCUACAGACCCCAGCCAAGUCGGCGUGGACCCCCAAGUUGUGACAGGAUGGUAGAUUUAAACAGCGCUUGAUCUGUAAGUACACUCUCUAGGUACUUGUAGACACUAGUUUGUGUUUUUAAUGCUGAAUUGUAACCUUGCUUACACAUCCUGCUUUGUACAUUUGCUAGCCUAUGAUGUAUUGUUGUUUCUCACGUAUUUGCUGUCGGACUUGGACAUAGAACAUAGCUCUUCCCAAUUCAAUUGCUACGUUGAA